GUGGAGCGUCAGAGCCAGCAUGGCCUUCUGCCAGCCAAAACAUGGAAGCAUGCGGACUUGUAUUUGCAAAUUAAAUUCUAAUAUUUGAACAGUACAGGAAUCACAGUUUGUCUAUAUGCUUCCUGCUCUUUAACAAACCAAAAAUAAUGGGACAAAUUAACUAUCAAAUAGAACAUUGACUUUUUAUUACCUUAAUAAUCAAGUCACCAGUAUUCUUCCCUUUUGGCUUAACCCAGAGGGAUAAAAUGCUUGCAUGCUUCUUCAAGUAGACAAAGUCAAGUGUGGUUUGUCUUGCAUGGGAAGAGAUUUAUUUUUGUUUCAGGUCACCCAGGCAAUCUGCUAUACCACAGGCUACCUUGAAGGAAGGGUAGCUUAGUUUGCUUGGUUAGAUAACAAGUUUAGCCCUGACAGGACAUUGCAUGGGCCUUAAUAUAGAAACCACUGCCUUCAAGCGUUGUAAAUCAAAUGAGAAGUUACCUCAGGUUGUGAUAUGGUAUUCGCCAACACGAGAAUGCAUAGUGAGGACAAAUAGGUUAGUCCUCCUCUACUUACUGUUAAUGUCUUCCCAGAUGGAAGAGGAUUUUGACGGGGGUCUUGGCAGGCUCAGGAUGGAGCCAAUCUUCCCCUAAGCCCUCCCCAGCACCAUUUGCUGGGAGUGAAAGUGAGAGGGCCACUCCAUUAAGUAUGCUCCUGUUUAAUUGGAUAGAAACAGUAGGAGACAAAAGGCCAGGUUAUUUAAAUCCCACAGUGCUCUGUGGUCUGGGGAGAAAAUCUUUCAAAUUUUGGAGUUACACUUUUUUUAAUUAACAUUGUUAAUCAAUAAUGCAUAAAUAAAGAUGAUUUGAGCAAAUUUCUGUACUAUUUACCAUUUCAGUAGUACCCAAUAAGUAGCUCUCAGUUACAAAAAAUUUGAUCCCCGUUCUAGUUAAUCAUCCCUGAUGAAGUUUGCUGUUCCAUCUGCUGGGCCCUUAUGCACAGGCCAUUGACUUGAUGACACGAUGGGCCACAGCUUUAUUGUGCUCUAAGCUGGUUGAGAUUGACAACAUCCACUGACUUGGGUGUGAGGAUGAAGAGCAGGUGUGGCAGGGUGAGGUGGCAAGUGGCGCCGGUAAAAGAGACGAGACAGACGUUGGAUUUGAAUUGAAGGUAGAAUGGACGGGGGAGGAACAGGGAGAUGCAGAAGGAGGGAGGCAGGUUCUAAGUGGGAGGAAUAGAGAGCGAGCGUGGGAGGAGCAUUUGGCAGUCGGCGCUCGGCUUGUUCACUUUAGAACUUCUCGUGGCGAAGAUCUCACAGAGGAUUUACCAUUGGCAGUUUUAGAAAUUCAAUCGGGACUUUUUUGAGAGGGGCUGGAAUAUUUUUCCAUCUUUAGGCCAACUGGCAGAGCAACCUCCAACUCAGGGAGUAAUAUGAGGAAGCCUUUAAAUGGGCUGGACCCCGGAAUCCGACUCAAGGGCCUCCAUUGGAUUUAAAAGGAGAAACAACAUGCAAACCAAUCGAUGAACCAGUGUGGCCUGUCAGAUCCUCGCCCUUAGAGCCAACAGCACCAUCAACCCAUCAUUUGGUGGGGUGAUUGUAAAUAUUUCCACUCUGCCUGAGAACCAAAGAUGAUGGACUACUUCCUGACAAGAAGUCAAGACACCAUGGAUUCAACCAGCUUUGCUCCGCUUCUCGGACCUCCUCAUAGCUGCAUGAGGCACCGCUACCAGGGUGUAAAGAGGAAACUGCGGUCGGGGCGAAUUCUUGGCUUGAUCUUCAGCAUGGCGGUGGUAUGCACAGUGUGUUCAUGGAGUGCCUUGUCUCUUGUCACCACGGGGGUGCCCAGUGAGCCUGAAUCGGAGGUUUCAGGAGAUGAAGAGGUGCCCCAAAGAACUCUCCUGGAGCACCAGAACGAGUCCAACCCCGGGGGUGACCAACAAACAUCAGAAAUUGAGAUGAAUCACGGGGACUACCCUACAGACUACUUUAGCGUGGAGGACAGACGCCAAGGCUUUGUGGUGUUUCAUAUGUUUGGCAUGUUGUACAUGUUUAUAGCCUUAGCCAUUGUGUGCGAUGAAUUCUUUGUCCCAGCCCUAACAGUCAUUACCGAAAAGCUGGAGAUCUCUGAUGAUGUAGCAGGAGCCACCUUCAUGGCGGCGGGCGGAUCGGCUCCAGAGUUGUUCACCUCCGUCAUAGGAGUCUUUGUUUCCCACAGUAACGUGGGCAUCGGCACCAUUGUCGGCUCGGCCGUCUUUAACAUUUUGUUUGUGAUCGGCAUGUGCGCCAUCUUCUCCAAAGAGGUGCUGAACCUCACCUGGUGGCCUCUGUUCAGAGAUGUCUCCUUCUACAUUGUUGGCUUGCUCAUGCUCAUCUACUUCUUUCUGGAUAAUGAAAUCACACUGAUGGAAAGUAUUGCCCUGCUCACGUGCUACUUCACCUACGUGACUUUCAUGAAGUUCAACGCCAAAGUAGAACUGGUCAUCAAAAGGAUACUGGGCAGCAACCAGGUGAACAUAAUCGAGACUGCACCCAAGGUCAACCCCCCUGCUGCAGAUGAUGAGAACAAACUGAUGGCAAAACCAAGGUUACAGAGGGAAGGUAGCUGUGCUUCACUGCACAACUCAUUGAUGAGAAACAGCAUUUUCCAGCUCAUGAUACACACGCUGGACCCUCUGAGUAAUGAAGGACGAUUCAAAGAGAAGGCAUCGAUCCUUCACAAAAUGGCAAAACAGAAAUGUAAAGAAGAUCUGGCUGCCAGUGCCAACGGUGUUGCAAUUAAAACCAUUCCCACCAGUACCAAGGUCGCAGUGGAAGUCACGCCUCCCAUGAACGGUGUCAUAGGAGACGAGGGUGGCGAAGAGGAGGAAGAUGAAGAUCAGCCUCUGAGUCUGGCCUGGCCUGACACCAAUAGGAAACGUAUCACUUACCUCAUCAUCCUCCCGAUUGUCUUUCCUCUCUGGCUCACACUGCCUGAUGUCAGGAGAGAGACCUCAGAAAGGUUCUUCCCCGUCACCUUUCUUGGCGCUAUCAGUUGGAUUGCUUUCUUCUCCUAUCUGAUGGUGUGGUGGGCACAUCAGGUUGGAGAGACAUUCUGGAUCACAGAGGAGAUCAUGGGUCUGACUAUUCUAGCAGCGGGCACUUCCAUCCCUGACCUCAUCACCAGUGUGAUCGUGGCCCGAAAAGGUCUCGGUGACAUGGCUGUGUCCAGCUCAGUAGGCUCGAACAUCUUUGACAUUACUGUGGGUCUGCCAUUCCCUUGGCUCGUCUACAGCUUCAUCAAUGACUUCAAGCCGGUGGAGGUGAGCAGCAACGGCCUUUUUUGUGCCAUCGUCCUCCUCUUCCUCAUGCUCCUCUUUGUCAUCAUCUCCAUCGCGGCCUGUAAGUGGAGGAUGAGCAAGUUUCUCGGCUUCCUCAUGUUCCUGCUCUACUUUGUUUUCCUCAUCGUCAGCGUCUUGCUGGAGGACAAAGUUAUUAUGUGCCCUGUAACCGUCUGAGAGAGGAGCAUGUUUGGCUACAUUGAUGCCACUUAAUAACUUGAUUUCAGCCGUGAGGCUCCGUUUUGAGGGAUUCUACUUCCUUCACAGGACUGAUGGAAAAUUUACAUGAACAAUGACUGAUCCUGAUGAGUCAAGCAAGGUUCAUCAUCAGCGAUGAUGACUUGUGUGAAAAACAUUUCUUCAACCCGAAGUUACUUUAUGUGAUUUAUAAUAAGAGGAUUGAAGUGGACAUUAUUUGUGUUGCAAAGCUCUGGAGGGGAUUCCAAUGAUCAUGGAGGGGAAAAAAGAGACACUUUAUUUGUGUGAAAGCUAGAUGUUCAAAUGUUUUAUUUCAUGCACUGCGUCAAUAUCAUCAGUGUAGUUCAUCAGAAUCAUUUGCACAGUUACUGUUCAUUCAUUCAUUUCAUGAACAAACACAAGCUGUUUUCAGUACAGUAUACACAUUUUUAUCUGACUGUGGUGACGUCAUUUUGUUUCAGCAACGAGUGACAAAAUGGCAGCCCCCUGAUAUGAAAAAAAAAAGCCCCCCAGCUAUGCUACUGUGGUUCAACAGAAUUAUUUAAAAAAAAUACUCAUGAAACAGGCCUGGACCAAAACGAUUCUACCCCUAGAAAAGAUUGAAAAUAAUUUGAGCAUUCAACCAAAGUAUGUUCUCUAAAGCAAGUGUCUUCAAACUUGUAAAUAUACUUGUAAUUGACUUGUAACUAUAUCAAGUCUUGUAAUUAUAUCACGUUACUGUGCCGUUUGGCGACAUGAAGUGGACCACAGUAAACAUGGGCCACAGGAAGCGAUGGAGAGAAUUGUUGCAGAAGAUUAGAAAUAAAAUUACAGAAAUCUACAGAAAGCACUCCACCAGUUGUAACAAUAUUCAAAUCUUCUGAGAAAGACUUAAAAAAAAACAACAUGUCUGUGAAAUGUGUCACAAUUUUCUCUUGGAAUUCAGGCUAAAACGUUUUUUAAAAUGUACCUUAUAGCACUUAGCUGAAUAAUUCAGAUCUACGGGACCUACGUACAGUAAGUGGUAAGUCAUUCAUUCAUCAUCAUUAAAUAUUGUCUCAAUAAUUAAAGGUCCGCUAAAGGCAGUCAUUAUUCCUGAAUAACACACCAUCUGCUGCAUUUGAUCUUGUAAUUCAAGUACAAUUUUGUGUGACAACUUUUUCAGUGCAAUUUUAACAACACAUGAUACACGUACUGUAUAGUCAAAGUGUCAGUUGGUGAGGUGCUGCAAACUGGUUUUUUUCCCCUUUAUAUUUUUCCAAGACUCACAAACUUUUCUUUCAUAUUCAUCUGCAUUUAUUUGUGUGUUUCUCUUUUCUCUCUGGUUAACAAUCUAGAAGUAGAACCUAUUUAGACAAACAUAUCUUGCUAUCUAUUCCAAACAACAACACCACAGAUACACAUCUCAAUUCUCUUCUCUCCAACGAUAUAAAAUGAACUCAGAUAAUUUUCAGGAUAUGUUCUAUUUUGCAUUUAUGUGUAUAAUUGUAAAAAUAUAUAGGUCUAUAUUACAACACUGUAUAUAAACUCCUGUAUGUAAUCAUAGUCAAUUCAAUGUCUAUUCUCGGGAGUCAGCUUUAGGGCACUCAUGCAGUAAUAUUUUAAAUUGUUGCUUUGAUGAUUAUCAAUGUCCAUUGCAAAAAUAUCUGCAAGAGUUCAUCCAUCAUUGACCAACAUUUUUGUUGUUGUUGUAAAUUUCCAUUUUACUGUCAUGCAAGCAUGGAAUCCUUCUCGUUUGUUACUUGAAUUGUGUAUAACAAUGUAUAAAAAUGUAAUUCCUCAAUUUACUGUAUAAAACAUGACUAAAUAAAUUAAUGCUGAACUAUAAACAGCAA
Messenger RNA from Syngnathus acus (greater pipefish), 5306 nucleotides. It is a transcript of the gene slc24a2b, whose product is annotated as solute carrier family 24 member 2. Lineage: Eukaryota; Metazoa; Chordata; Actinopteri; Syngnathiformes; Syngnathidae. Gene Ontology annotation, molecular function: calcium channel activity; calcium, potassium:sodium antiporter activity. Gene Ontology annotation, cellular component: membrane. The coding region runs from base 1606 to 3471 and encodes 621 amino acids. The transcript is spliced from 10 exons. The record is from RefSeq and is a predicted model, not a curated record. Gene Ontology annotation, biological process: intracellular calcium ion homeostasis; calcium ion transmembrane transport; long-term synaptic depression.